GAGCAAAGUCAGCAGUGCAGAGUCUGCUCAAUCGCUGGUACUGCAAUUUUCCAGCAGAUGACAAUAGGUGCCAUAAUUAGCUCCUCACUUCCAUUUUGGAGAUAAUCAACGUCACUCCAAAUAGCGACGCUACUGUAAUGGCCAGAGCGGAGUUUUUGAGUCAAGUUUCUCUGCUAAAAGUAUUUCUUUCUUCUUAGGCAGUGGCCAUCGAACAAAACAUCCAAAAGGAGCAGUGUUGUAAUUUAUCUGAUACGUAGAGUAUCCGUCGUGCGUGCAAACAGCCUCUCAUCUUCAGGAAGAUUACAAGUUUCCUAAAGUUGAUGAGGAAGAAGCGAGAAGUUACAGUGCGAACGAAUAUCACUACGGUAGUUAUUGAAUUCUGGAUAUAGUGACAUUUCCUGGACUUUAUGCUAACUUUUAUAAGAGAUUAAUAAUCAUUUAGUAGAGCUGGUGAUGAAAAGGACUUGAGCAAAGAAGAAGAGGAAAUACGAAAGAUAAUAUUGUGUUAGUAUAAACAUGAAUAAGAUGAAUAUGAACUCGGUUUGGGUGGUGGUUGCCCUGACGCUGUCUGGCAUCCAGCAAAGCUUCGCCCCACCCGUCCAAAGAGCGCCCUCUUUCCUGGAAUCCGGGAAAUGUGCUUCCUUUUCUCUCAUUGACAACUUCCAGGUUCAUCGGUAUCUCGGACGUUGGUAUCACACGUGGGGUGUCCCUAGUGCCUACGUAAAAGCUCAAAGGUGUGCCGUCGAUACAAUAACCCUCCCAGGGAGUAAAAUGAAAGUCGUAACUACGGGAUUCACUAGUGGGGGCAGCCGUGCAAGGACGCAGGCGAAGCUGAAUUAUGUCAAGCCGAAAAGGGAUCACAAGAAGCCAUACAUGCAACUGGAGGCUACUUCGGUGCCUGCUGUUCCAUAUGUCAUAAUGGACACCGACUACACAAGUUAUUCCUGCAUCUUCUCGUGUUACAAUAUAAUAGGCCUAAAGGUUGAGCUCUAUUGGAUUUACUCAAGAACUCCAGAAUUACCACCGAAAGCUCAGCAAAAGUGCUUCUCGUUGUUUGAGUCGAAAGGACUCAACCUAACCAGAAUGGUUAAAAACAAUCACGACGGUUGCAAUCAUUCACCCGUGAAUCUCUUACACAAUGACACCGACAUUACUAACGGGUUUCUUCUAGACAGUGAAUCGGAGUUAGGCCAAGUCGGUUACGACGACGAUGAUGACGUUCACGAGGCAAGAGUUCAAGCUACCUACUCUGACGACGAAGAUGACACGGAAGGGGAAGAGGGCUCAGGAGACAGCCCCCACUGGUCGUCAAGCAGUCGUGAUUCGCACCACCGUCACCAUCAUGGCCACAAAGAUAGAAUGUCCACUGCCCUUGAGGAGGCUAUACUGAUAGAAGAGGGAAAAACGGCCAAUACAGCCUUCGUUGACACUAAGAAAGUCGAUGGAUCUACUGUCCCGGAGGGAAAGCCUUCUUCAGGGAAGGAACCUGACCAUUCACGAAAGCAUGUCCACGACGCCCCGGGAAAUUCAUCUUCCUCUCUGACCUCUGAGUCAUUGUUGGUAACCUUUAUGGCGAUGGUGUUUCUUUCUUGUCUACGCGAGGGGUGUUGACAUAUUCCAAACCCCUUUGCAAGAAAAGACGUUACAAAUAGGACGUGACGUCCUGUGUGAAGCAGCAACGCCUGGGUUUCCUUUCUGUGUUACACAGUCCAGCAGCCUACAUAUUCCAGCCGUUGAUUGUCAUCUUGAGCAAAGUUGGUGUUUGGGUGAGAAUAGAUGCUUUGUCUCAUCGCAAGCACUCCUUAUCCAGAUUACAAGACUUAAUGUUAUCCUUAGACAAAGGGAUUCUUAAAUGUACAAGUAAAAUGUAUGGAUUAUUGUCAUAACUGUAGAUAGCUUGAUAAUGAAAUCAUAGAUAAUAAAAUAGAAUACCGGGGGAACAGGGUCGCAAAGAAAGUGUUUUCGUCUCCAUUGCCUCUCAUGUCAAUUUGAGAUACGCUUGUCUGUCUGCUCGUGUUAGAUUUCAGUAAAAUCAGAAAGAUGCGUAUAAUGUACGUCAACAUCGUAUUUGCUAAGAUUUUUACAAUGCUGUGAAUAUCUCGACACGAAUGAGGUAACCUGUUCAGCUGACGCAAUAAAAGCUUUCAAAGGUAUAUCAAUGAAAACCGUAAUAUUUCUUGCUCAACUUUGUAUUACAGUAUUAAAUUUGUAUUUAUCUGUCAUGACCAUUUUGAUCACCGGUCAAGUUUUUAUCUCUAUUUAAUAUGAUCUUUCAAUAACAAAUACAAUUAGUAUCACGUCACCUCUAAUACGUUUAACUUUGACCUCAAAUCUAGGUAUUUAUCAAGGCCUAAUUCGAAGAUAACUCACCCGACCGGUUUGAUUUCGGUAAAAUUUCUGGAAUUCAUGCUCGGUAAUUCAUUGAUAACGAAAAGGGUAAAAGAUCUUUAAUGGUAAAAUUAUCCUAUACCAUAACUUCUUGCUGUUAGAACUUAAAAUCUAGUCAAUAAAGAGUUCUCUGAAGUAUCUUGCUGCAGUAAAAAAAUUUCUGAUACUAAAACAUUAAUAAAAAAAAGAUUUCACAGUUUCUUAAGUAUAGCUUAAGCAAUUUCUUUCUCCCUAGUGUUGAUGUUACUUCUUUUUUAAUACGUACAAUACUGUUUCCAUUACAGCGCGCGUGUAUUCAGCCCGUCCUUUCAGUCUUUAUAAAGGAACUCCAAUUCUAAAAGUGGCAUAUUGUUUUCGCCAUGAAUUUUCAUUGUUUGCACUAUGCGCGCCAUGGCGUACUGAUAUUAGCAUUUCAGUACAAUCCCCUUCAAGGGCAUUCAAAUCAAAGCAUCGUUAGGGCCACUGUAACUAUGUGGUGCUUGGACUCACUGAGGCAGUUUCAAGUUCAAGCCCCAGUCGUACUUGAUACACUUGGAACACGUCUUACCAUCUUUGUGAUGGUGGGUUUCAAGAGCCACAUGGCUCUGCAGGCCGGGUAGCAAGUGGCUUUCAGCUUAGUGCCCCAGGCCCUAACGACGGAGGAGAGGGUCCUUCGGUCUGAUUAUGUAAGUUUGGCCUCUAGAAUAUUUUGCACCAACACGAUGACUUGCCCCUUUCCAUCUGCUAUUCAUCAGCCACUUUUUAGCUUUUCAACCCUAAUGCUUUCAGAAAGUCCCGCCCGCGCUUCUUUUCGAGGUUAAGUAAGCUAUUUUCUGUAUGCUGAGAAGUCAGUUUCUUUAGUCAGGAAAAAACCGAAUCACUUAUCUUUUGACUAUUUCCAAUUGUUUAUUUUAUGCUCGUAUCCGAGUGUCAUAUUCAAUCUUAACGUGACCUAUGACGCACAUUUCACCCCACGAUCCAAACUUUUGUCGUCAUUAUAAUUGCCUUUUUAUUUAUUACGAUAAUAGGCAGCCGUAAUUAUGCAGAAUUCCAGAAAACGUUCAGAAAUUAUAUUAAUUUGCGAUUAAAAUGUUUGUAACAGUUCAAAGACUUUUGAGAUGCUUUGCUUUUGUGACUGUAAAAUAGAAAAUAUGGUUUUUUUAAGUUUAUAAAUACUUCUUGCACCUCCUACCUCAUUUUAAGAUUAAUAUGUUUUACCUCCAGUUCUGGACUGAACGAGAGAGAGAGAGAGAGAGAGCUAUUUUUCUGUCCAAAUUGUUAUUUUUGGUGCUAAAUGUAUACUACAAUUACGUUUCAGUUUGUUUGGCUUACUGUGACCAUAGAUUAUAAAGAUUUUAAUGUACAAAUUGUUAUAAGCCUAAGUGGUGUCAUGGCAGUGGCCU
Messenger RNA from Macrobrachium nipponense, 3770 nucleotides. RefSeq lists its product as uncharacterized. Gene Ontology annotation, biological process: lipid metabolic process; response to reactive oxygen species. The record is from RefSeq and is a predicted model, not a curated record. The transcript has 5 exons. Lineage: Eukaryota; Metazoa; Arthropoda; Malacostraca; Decapoda; Palaemonidae. Gene Ontology annotation, cellular component: cytoplasm. Bases 517 to 1611 code for a protein of 364 amino acids.